This is a messenger RNA of Pocillopora meandrina, 1293 nucleotides long. NCBI's taxonomy places the organism in Eukaryota, Metazoa, Cnidaria, Anthozoa, Scleractinia, Pocilloporidae. The record is from the annotation of a GenBank genome assembly.
AUGACGACCGAACACGAACAUCAGCGGGAAGAGGCGAGAAAUCCCUCACGUUUCGAUGAUGGUGAAGAAAUUCACCUCUAUUUGAAGAAAACACCAGUUUUGACAUUCUCCUCUGGUCCGGCGAUUGAAUCUUCAACCAGUAACUCUAAGGUGUCUGAAGAUCCGGCCAGUCUAGAGAAAAUGUAUACAGAAAGCGGCCACAAUCACAAACAAACAAACUGGUUCUCGAUCGACAAGAACUUUGGAAAAAGUGAGUUGGAAAAGGAACGGGUUAAGAAUUUCAAACUUGAAGGAUUCACAAGCGACACAGAACUUUUACUCUUGCCACAAAGCUCUCCCGCAAGUGGACGAGAUCAUAAAAUGUUUCUAAGAAGCUUAUCACAAAGUUCGGCGGCCGAAACGAACGAAUCUUCCCCCAGCCAAAAGCGACGACUUUCAGAUCCCACAGUCUCUGGAAAGAAAAACCCACACAAAAAUUUCGAAAGACAGGGAAGUUUGAAGAAGUUGCGUCCCAAACUGAAACGAAAGGCAGUGUCGCCCUUGCAUCUAUUUAGCAAAGCGGCCGCUUCCAAUACAAGCUCUAAACAUAUCAAUUCUAAUCCUGACGUGGUUCAAAACAAGAUGACUAAAGGUGAUCCAGGAAAGAAAGCUCGUUUGGCCAAAAGGCUGUAUCCUUCCUUCAGCAAAGCGUACGAACAUUUAGCCCUAAAGGAAAGACGAGGAUCGGAUCCAACUGGUGUGCCGAGCAAAGAAGAAGAGAUAAGUUCUGUAAAUGAAUACGAAACAAUAAUUAACGACUUCUCAAACCAGAUUCAAGACCUGGCUUUCAAUCUGGAAAACCUAACCACCUCAGAUGCUAUGACCAAUUUCGCAUUAUCCGGUCGUCACAUCAAGACAAAUCGACUCCGCGGGGACUCAGACGGCAAAGAGAAUAGCAAGGGUGACUUUUUCAAACCAGAUGAUUUUCACUUGCAGGGAAUUUUGGAGGGGGUCUUGAGGUCACAUCUGUUAACCAUGGAUGAUUACUCUCCGACAAGCUGCGAUCGAGCGAGUAGAAGUAUAAGUAAGAUAAUUACUCGACUUUGUGGUAGCAGCGAUGGCGAGAAGCAAACGAGCGGAGGCGGCCAGCGGAAAAUAGCUUGCCUCGUAUACAUUGGAGCUGUGAGAGAUGGUGGAAUACAAAUGGCAGCUCAAGCACUGUGGACCCCAGAUGAGGACACUUUUGCUGCAGCUAGUUUUAGAAAUGACUCACUCUAUGGAUUAGCGGUUGUUAUAACGACACCCAAUUUUUGA